Messenger RNA from Cicer arietinum (chickpea), 1118 nucleotides. RefSeq names its product adenine phosphoribosyltransferase 1-like. Gene Ontology annotation, molecular function: adenine phosphoribosyltransferase activity. Gene Ontology annotation, cellular component: cytoplasm; cytosol. NCBI's taxonomy places the organism in Eukaryota, Viridiplantae, Streptophyta, Magnoliopsida, Fabales, Fabaceae. The record is from RefSeq and is a predicted model, not a curated record. Gene Ontology annotation, biological process: adenine salvage.
GAUAGUAUACGACGCAAGAAGAGAAUGCAAUCAAGUAGUAGUAGGCUUUUGUUGUGUUCCUCAAAACCAAAUUCAUUGUUUGGUUCAGCCGUCACUCCCACUCUCCCCUCUUCUCUUAGAUUCCCACCACUCUCCCUUACCAUCCCUAACUCUACCUCAUCCUCUAUUCGCUUACGAUCCCUCCGCUCCUCCGCGAGUGACUCUUCUCAAGUUACAGAAAUGGCUUCUCAAGAUCAAGACCCACGUAUAGCCAGAAUCUCAUCUGCGAUCCGUGUCAUCCCCGAUUUUCCUAAGCCAGGUAUCAUGUUUCAAGAUAUAACCACACUACUUCUGGAUACAAAGGCUUUCAAAGAUACCAUUGACUUGUUUGUUGAGAGGUAUAGAGAUCAAAACAUUUCUGUUGUCGCAGGUGUUGAAGCCAGAGGCUUUAUUUUUGGGCCACCCAUUGCAUUGGCAAUUGGAGCAAAAUUUGUCCCAAUGAGGAAACCCAAGAAAUUGCCAGGAGAGGUAAUCUCAGAAGAGUAUUCUUUGGAGUAUGGAACUGACAAAAUAGAAAUGCACGUAGGGGCUGUACAACCUGGAGAAAGAGCCUUAGUCAUUGAUGAUCUUAUAGCCACCGGUGGAACCCUAUGUGCUGCGAUUAAACUGCUAGAACGUGUUGAGGUGACUGUUGUUGAGUGCGCUUGUGUGAUUGAAUUACCGGAGUUAAAGGGGAGAGAAAGGCUGGGAGACAGGUCGUUGUUCGUCUUAGUUGAAGCAGAAGGAGCUUGAUAUUUGUUGUUGUGAUUGUGUAGUUAUCGACCAUUUGAGCUGACUCUUGUUAGGAGCAUUAUUGAUGAAGUUCACUUUAGUGGUUAUUAUUUUUUAAAAAUAAAUUUUUUUGUGUUUCUUAGAAAAGAACCAAGAGAGAGGUCAGGCUCGAGUUGUAUUGUAUGUAACAAUAUCCUAUUUUAAUACUCUUGAAAAGAAUUGUGUGCUUGCUUGCCGGAAGAUCCUAAGUUUUGGGUUUACUUUAAUGAUGAGGUGUAAUGAGCAUGCCGCAUGGAUGGUACUUACUUUGCACCACCAGUGGUAUUUGAUACUACUAUAUGCUAUUCCAGGACUUGUGGAAUUCGCAA